AUGUCAGUGUUUGAAAUGGACCGAACUCUGUGUAACUCACCAACUGGAAUCCAAAAGGAGGAUCCCUGCAAGACGAAACCAACCUACAACCAGGGUCCAGGAGGAGGAAACAAUCCCUGUCAACAGAGGUCCCAAUUUAUGCCACAACAGCAGAUAAACUGCUACAACUCCAGACAAUAUCAAUCCUCUCCUUAUGGCGGUGGUACCCAAUGCGGUCAGGAUUAUGGAAGACAGCAGGCUUCUGCUGGUGGCGGAGGCUACUGUUACGGUGGACAGUCAAGCCCAGCCAAUUUCUGUCCUCCACGACAACAGCAAUCACCUGGAAACUUCUAUGGUGGAAACAUGUUUGGCAAUCCAUGCCAACAGCCACCGCAACAAGCUGGAGGUGGAUGUGUUCCACCCCCUCCUCCACCUCCAAGUGCCAACGUUACCUGCCCUCCUGACUACUGUGAACCAAGGGAUCCAACAAACACUGGUCCUAUGGCCCUUGUCAAUCUGACUCAGAACACAGCUGGUCUUGGAUUCCAAUCGUGUCAAAAGGGAGCGAAAGGGGGUGCAGAGAGCAACGCUUGUUGGGGAAUGGGUUCUGGAGGUAGGAUUGGGCAGAAAACCGUUCCAGAGCCCGAUCUAUCAGGUAAUGUUGAGGAAAAGGCAAGACAGAAAGCUGAACUAAAAAUCAAUGCGUUGAUUCGAGAUGUGAUCGGUCCAGAGAUUCAGAGGAAGGAGAAGGAGAUUGAAGAUAAUGAAAAGGCUAACGAGCAGUUCUUUGCUAACUAUCGAGCGGCAAGCGCUUUCAAAGACGGUUGCCUAAACGCCUCGGUGUUUCAGCGCAGACCCAUCAAAGACAUCGCAGUUUGCGAAGAGGAUAUGGUUAAGCGACUAAAGGGUAUGAAUUCCUGUGGGAAGGAGGCUACAUUAUGUCCGAACUUUAAGGACAAGAAGCAGGCUCUACUAAAUUCUAUCUCAGAGAGUUAUCAGUAUCUUGAGGCAUAUAAGAAAGCUCUGGAAAGGAGUAAUGCUGCUCUGGCGCCGGGGUGUCAACGUAAAAAUGCAUCCUUCCUGCAAACCACCCAAAGUUGGAUCGACAAUGGUUUAUUUUCUCAUGAAGAAUUAGCCUGUCUAGUUUCUAAGGCCCAAUCGGCAAUGAAUCGCUGUAAACAAUAG
Hydatigera taeniaeformis is the source of this 1164-nucleotide messenger RNA. The record is from the annotation of a GenBank genome assembly. NCBI's taxonomy places the organism in Eukaryota, Metazoa, Platyhelminthes, Cestoda, Cyclophyllidea, Taeniidae.